AUGUCCGAUAAUAAAGGAACCAAGCUUGUGGAGGAUUAUAGUAGACAUGACGAGUGUUUCGAAGAUCCUCCGCCUGCAUACUCAUCAGCGCGCAAUUCGUGUGUUUCCUCCGAAAUCUCGCUGUUCACGAUUGAGCCGGACUUUGCUCCCGAAUUCACGAACGAUUCUCGCGACUUAGAAAACUACUGUGCUGCUGCUGAAGAUGAGAAAUUUAGUCUCAACCCAGACCUUGCAGCACGGACAUCUGCUUUCAUUCAAGCCUUUAUGCGACCAAAAGCGCAGGCACGAUUAGUGAGCGUGGGCUUAGACGAAAAGGCGCCUCGACAUACUGGCCAGAUUACCCAGACACGGGAGAACGUCACGCCUCCACCUUUGGACAUCGUGCUGAUGGUUGUCUACAAUCCCUUCCUCCCACCUCCCAGGUUCUAUCGCCCACAAUAA
Molecule: messenger RNA, 441 nt
Organism: Aspergillus luchuensis
Lineage: Eukaryota; Fungi; Ascomycota; Eurotiomycetes; Eurotiales; Aspergillaceae
Exons: 2
Coding region: 1-441 (146 amino acids)
Source: RefSeq, a predicted model, not a curated record